GCUGACUUCCCAUCCGCCCCAGGAUACGUCCCAUCUCAGUGAGCAGUGUGCCUGCAAACCUGCCGCAGGCUCGGUGGCAGUCUCCACGAUGCCACACUUGUGCAGGCUGCUGGUCUACGCGCUGCUGGGGCUGGGGUCCCUGCUGGUGGGGGGGCUGCCCCUGCCCUGCCCCCCCACCUGCCAGUGUUAUGACACCUCCAAAGUCUUCUGCUCGGAGGAGAGGAUGCGGGAGAUCCCGGCAGGCCUGCCAGGGAACGCCACCCAGAUCUUCUUCGUGGAGACAGCCCUGAGCAGCGUCCGCAGAGGGGCCCUGGGCUCCAGCACUACCCUCACCAAGCUGGUCUUCCUCAACAACAACAUCCAGGAGCUGGAGGCCGGUGCCUUUCAGGGGCUGCCCAGCCUCAUGGAGCUGGAGGUGUCAGGCAACCCCUUGCCAGCAGUCAGCCCGGAGGUGCUGGUGGGGCUGCCCAGCCUCAGCAAGCUCUCCCUGGGCGCCAAUGCCAUCCACUCCCUGCACCCGGGGCUCUUCGCCGCUGCUUGUCGCCUGCAGGACCUGCACUUGCCAGGGAACAAGAUUGAGGUUCUGCCCCCCGACAUCUUCCGCCCGCUCCGACGCCUCCAGACCCUGGACCUCUCGCAGAAUGCCCUGGCUGAGCUGCCGGCUGGGCUGCUGACACCACUUGUCGCCCUCCGCCUCCUCAAGCUCAGUGAGAACCUGCUGACACGGGUGCCCUCCGGCGCUUUCAGGGCACUGGGCCGGCUGGCCGAGCUCCACCUGGAUGGUAACUGGCUGGAGGAGCUGCCGGCCAGCGCCUUUGCUGGACUGGGGGGGCUGCGGCGGCUGCAGCUGCAGCACAACCACCUUGGCAGCCUGGCCCCUGACAUCUUUGCCGGUCUCCCCAACCUCACCGUCCUCAGCCUGGAGGGCAACCGCCUGGCCACCCUGCCUGCCACCCUCUUCACCGGCACCCCUCACCUCCUCCACCUCUCGCUGGCUCGCAACCAGCUGGAGACGCUGCCCCAGGGGCUCUUUGCCAACCUGUCGGCGCUGCAGACCCUGACGCUCUCGCACAACGCCAUGACCCAUCUCCCCGCCGGGGUUUUCCAGGCCCUGGCAGGGCUGACAGCACUGCAGCUGAGCCACAACAACCUCUCCAGCCUGCCGGCUGCGCUGCUGGCCGGGCUGCCCCUCCUCACCGCCCUGGCGCUGGACCACAACCGCCUGGCCCACUUGCCCCCAGGGCUCUUCGAUGCCAACGAGGGGCUGGCACACGUGGGGCUGGCCGACAACCCCUGGGCCUGCAACUGCCACCUCGCCUAUCUCCUGGGCUGGCUCCAGGGCUUCGCCGAGCCCCUCACCCACGCGCAAGCCUCCUGCGCCAGCCCGGCCACUCUCCAGGGACGGUUCCUGCUGGAGGUCUCCCAGGGGCAGCUGGAGUGCCCGGGAGCGCCUGGCAUCCCCCAGGAGGAGGGCUGGGACAAGGAGCGGGGGGAGGAUGCUCUGGGGCAGUGCACCUACAGCAACCCUGAGGGCACCGUAAGCAUGGCCUGUGAUGCCAUGAGCUGCCAGCAGCUCAGCCUUCGCCUCCCUCCUCCUCCUCCCGGGCAGGUGGCAGGGACGGGGCUGGUGUACCAGGGUGCCUGGGUGCUGCGCUCCCGCUGUGGCACGCUGCAGGUCAGCGUCCUUGUCAGGGCGCAGAGCGGGGAUGAGGCCAUGUCACCAGCUCUCCCCACUGAUCAGCCCCACGGAGGCUCCGCGGAGACGGGGCGCAAAGUCCCAGUGGGCGCUGCCCACCCAGGGGAUGGCAGCCUCCGGAGCGGGCUGGCAGCGAGCGGGGACCUGGACGCAUAUGGCAGUGAUGUUGGAAAGGGAGCUGGCCAGGUGAUGGGACCCUCGUCUGGUGGCCUCGCUCCUCACACGGCACAGCUCGCUCUGGUGGCUGGACUCGUUCGCAAGUGCUCAGCCAAGACAAUGUACCAGCAUUUCCUCUUCCUUUUCUUCCUCUUCUUCCAUCUCCAUAAAUGCCAAGAUCAAAUCCUGGGUGAAGAUCCAUAUGAAAUGCCCAAAGACUACCAGGAGGUCUACAGAGGGACAAAAAAUGACAUCAAAGAGAUCCCAAAGAUUGUAAAGCCCUUCAUUUCUGAGAUGAUCUUUGUGCAAACCAGCAUCACUGCUAUAAGGAAAGGUGCCUUUGGGUACAUGCCCAACCUGAUCAAGAUUUUGUUUAUUGGCAACAAGAUCAAGACAGUUGAACCUGGAGCCUUUGAUAAUUUGGUCAAGCUGAGGGACUUGGAGAUCUCUGGUGCCUUGUUGGAAGAACUAGCUGUGGGCACUUUCCAAAACCUCCCAAGCUUGCAGAGGCUGGAGCUGAGAGACAGCCACCUCAGAUACAUCCCCAAAGGCCUGUUUGAUGGGCUGGAAAAUUUGGGAGAGCUCUCCCUGCACAUCAAUGCAAUCUCUUCUCUUCCAGAAGGCAUUUUUGAUUCUCUCGUCAAUCUAACAUUUUUGGACCUUGCUAGAAACAGGAUCACAACUCUUCCUGGGGAUGCCUUUAGCAAACUCCCUCGGCUGCAAGUCCUCCGGCUGUAUGAGAAUGAGUUGCAGGACCUCCCAGAGGGGCUGCUAGACAGUCAGUCGGGACUGCUGGAGCUCAGCCUUCAGAGCAACAGGCUCAGGGCACUGCCAUCCAUGUUUCUGAGGAGGCUGCCUCACCUGGAGAAGCUCCUCUUGGACAACAACUUCAUCGAGGUUCUCCCACCUCAGGGCUUUUUUGGUUUAAACAAAUUGAAGCUGCUGACUCUGAGUUCAAACCACAUUACGGAGCUCCCCUGCUGCCUUUUUGACACCAUGCCACACCUGCGGGAGCUGGACCUGGGCAGGAACAGUUUGGCCAUGCUUCCAGACGGCAUCUUUGUCAACCUCACGUCUCUUGGCAAACUCAUCUUGUCCCACAACCAGCUAGCAGCCCUGCCAAGAGGAGCCUUCACUGGGCUCAGCAAGCUGUUGGACCUCCAGCUGGACACAAAUCAGCUCUCUGCUCUGGAUGAUGAGGUCUUUGUUUCUCUCCCAAAUCUGAAAACCCUCAACCUUCGGAAGAACCAGCUGGAGAGUGUGCCCCGAGGGCUUCUGGACCCCCUGAAGAAGCUCAGCUCAGUGUAUCUGAGUGGAAACCCAUGGAGAUGUGACUGCAACCUCUGCUACCUGCACAGCUGGAUCCUACGCAACAGUGAGAAGGUCAAAUUGUCCACCCAAGUAUCAUGCAAGAGUCCACCCCACCUGGCAGGGCAAGCAGUGACAUCGCUGAGGGAUGACCACUUAACUUGCCAAGCUACUCUGCCUCUUUCAGCUUCUUUUACCCCAUCUCUGCCAUUCACCUCCACAUCAUCACAGGGGAUAUCAAUGUUGCUGUCACCUGGAGCCUUGCCCACUGCAGCGCCAACCACGUUGUCACUAGCAGCCUUUCCCAUCAUGGCACUGCCAACCAAGCUGUCACCUGUGGCCACCUCUGCCAUGAUGCCAACCAUGCCAACGGAGGCCUUCUUCACCACUCCAUCACCAACUGUGCUGCUGAAGGCCUUCAUUGCUACCUCAUCAUCAACCAAUGUGCCCAAGACCUCCAUCACCACACCAUCAUCAACCAUGCUGCCCAAGACAUCCAUCACCAUGACAACAUCAACCAUGCUGCCAAAGGCCUCCAUCACCACCCCAUCAUCAUCUGUGCUGCCUGAGACCUCCAUCACCACCCCAUCACCAGUUGUGCUGUCUGAGGCCUCCAUCACCACCCUAUCGCCAGCUGUGCCACCUGAGACCUCUGUCACCACUCUAUCGCCAGCUGUGCCACCUGAGACCUCUAUCACCACUCCAUCACCAGUUGUGCCACCUGAGGCCUCCAUCACCACGCCAUCACCAGCUGUGCUGCCAGAGACCUCCAUCAACACACCAUCAUCAACCAUGCUGCCAAAGGCCUCCAUCACCAUCCCAUCACCAACUGUGUUGCCCGAGACCUCCGUCACCACCCCAUCACCAGCUGUGCUGCCAGACACCUCCAUCAAUAUACCAUCACCAACUGUGCUGCCCAAGGCUUCCAUCACCACCCCAUCACCCGCUGUGCCACAGGAGGCCUUCAGCCUGUGUGUAACUCCAGCCGUCAUAAGCCUACAGCCUCCUGGGACCCCCAGCCCAGAGCCUGCACUGCCCACUCUAGCUUCUGCCACCACAUCAGUGCCAACCAGCCCGCUGGCAGCCACCACCAGACAAGCGUCUCCUGCUCUUCUGGUGCCCGCGGAGAGGCCAGCCACCAUUCAGUGGGGGACAUCCAGCAUCUCCCUUGUCUCGGCCCCCCCUGAGGCACUCUGGCCACCCCCCAGGGCUGCUGUGCCGGGCACGGUCCUUCUGGCCUCACACUCCCCGUCCCACCGUGCUCCUGCGCCAGGCGGGGAGCUGGACCGUGCCACCGCAUGGGACUUGUCCACGGUUGGCACCCGGCCCGCUCCCACUGCCCCCCAACGCGCUCCCACCCCUGCAGGCACCGUCCUGCUCCCGACACCUCCUGUCCCCCCGCCGCCAGACCAUACGAGCCCCUGGCCGGCCUCCCCACCCCUGGCCCCCAGCGGCCAUCACACCUGGGGCUUCGCCCUGCGGUCCAGCCCACGGCACUGCCGGGUGUCCCUGGCCCUGGGCCUGGCCGCGCUGGCGCUGCAGGCAGGCUGCACGCUGCUCUGGGGCACACUCGUCCUUCUCCUGCGCCAAGCCACCCGCCGCCGGGGCCACCCCAUGCCACCAGUGAGGCUGCUGCGUCUCCAAGCCCUGGGUGCCCCGGGGCCCCCCGAGCAAACCCGGGCACCGCUUUGAGCUUCGCUCCCCCUGCGUGAGCUGGGCAAUGCCCGUCGCCCUCCUUUGGGGGGUCUGGAGCCACGGGGUGCGCACGUCGUGGGGUGCGGACCGUCCCCCGGGGGUGGGUGUCCCAGCACCCAGGCUGUUUUGGGGUGCCUCCCAGCUGGCCUCUGGAGAUGCUGUGAGCCCGUGCGCGGUGUCGCUGCCUGACGGGCCCUUCUGCCAAGCGACACUAGAUGGCAUCCCGACAUAGGCGGUGGCUGCCACUGCCUGCCCAGGGCCACCGGCAGCAGAGAGGGCGAACAGGGGC
Molecule: messenger RNA, 5144 nt
Organism: Haliaeetus leucocephalus (bald eagle)
Lineage: Eukaryota; Metazoa; Chordata; Aves; Accipitriformes; Accipitridae
Exons: 6
Coding region: 89-4852 (1587 amino acids)
Molecular function (GO): protein binding
Source: RefSeq, a predicted model, not a curated record